CUAAAUAAUAGUCGAAUCAAUCCGAUGUUUAAUUCUUUGUAAUUUUCUCCGCGAAACAUUUUGAACAAACACGAAAUCUAUCGCAGAGGCAUUUAGAAAUUCCAAAAAAUUCCAAGAAUUUUUUGUACUUAUCAGGAAUUUAUCGCAACAGCAGUUGCAUCAUCGAUGAUGCAUCUCGCAGUGACGACCCUACUUUUGUUCACCCAAUUCAGCGGCACGUAGUGUAAUAGUAGUACGGUUGCAAUUACAUCAUCUGUCGAGUGAAUGGACCAGGAGCAGUAACUCGGUGAUUCCGGUUCGGACAGCUAACUUUGACUAAGUGGAAACGGUCGCGCGAGUCGUGUGCCAAUAAUCAUUUACAUGGCUUUAUAUGGCGAGAGAUUAUGUGCCGCUAUCGACUCGGGAUAGGCAACAUCGAUUACGUCGACGACGAUACAAACGUGCGCAAGAAUAACCGAAUGUUAAUUAGUUUGCGAUUCCCGGUAUCUGAGAAUAAUAAAGGCAUGAAUAACGAAGUGUCGCUUUAGCAUUUUGCGGUACUGCCAUAUUGGGAGUCGUACAAAAACUAUAUUUAAAUUCUCAAUAAAUUAAACAGAAUUAUGAAUUAAGUAUUUUGAAUAAGAAAAGGACACAAAAUCUCGGAAAUUGCGUCUGAAUUUUACAUAUUUUUGAAACUGUCAGAAAAAGUUUAUAUAAAAAAAUGGUAUAAAAAUGUAAAUCGUAAAAAAAAUGAUAUAGAGAAAGAUUGAUUCAAAAAGUGUUAUUAAUUACAAAAUUUUAUUAAUUUUUUACUAUUGUCAUUUUUGCAAUUGUUACAACAUGCGACAAAUUAUUCCGGAAAAAAAGGAGCGAAAUGUACUGGAAUUCCUUCUUUGGAAAACGGAUACAAGUCCCACUUCCGGAGGACCCUUUAUCGAGUCACGAGUCGGAGAGGCGACGUUCGGGAGACUUCGACGAAGUGGCCGUACUUUUGCCCGUAUUUACACACCGAAUACCUUUCUCGAGAACAUCGUCAUUCUAUUCUCCCCGCUAUCGCACGCAUGGUGAAUCAUUGCGUACAGUUCUCGGAAGACAGUGCUUGUUACGUGUGCCGCUGUAUUACGAGGAGCCCUCCAUUAAGCGUUGGGUUCAGGCAAAUUCACGGUCUAUCUAAAAUGCAAAUACAAAUUGACAAAUUGAUUGCAACAGUGACCCAAGAGCAAUAGUAUCUUCACGGUUGCGUCAUCAGCCAAUGAAAGGAGGAGUUACUCAUCCAAGUAGGUCGGGAUAACUAUUAUAACAAAAGAAAAAAUUCAAAGUUCUCUCUCUCUCUCUCUCUCUCUCUCUCUCUCUGUGCACAAUUAUGUAUAAUACUAUACUGAAUAAAAUUUGCCGACAAACUAAGAUACUUAGUCUGAUACGUUCAAUUAAAUUUAAAUUAAACAGAUUUUGUUUACUUUUGAUUAAAAAAUUUUCGUGAUUGAUGAGAAUAAACUUUUUAUGCUUAGCUUUUCAACAAAUUUUUCUUCGAGUGUAAUUUUAAAUCAAGAGAGAAGAACAUAAAUAUAAUUUUCUCAAACCUUUUCUCCUCAAUUUCAUAAUUUUUGUUUUUAUCGAAUUCCUCAUCUAUUUCUUCAUGGGCAAUCGAGAAUGUACAAGAUGUCUCAGAUGGCUCUUCCUUCACUCCGUCUCCUUACCUCCAUUAACAAUAUGCCUUCUCUUCACGAUUACCUCAGCCUCGUUCUCCUCCUCCUUCUCUUCCUCCUCCUCCUCGUUCAGCCAGCUGAUUUCCGAUCCACCACCAUCGUAACGGCGUCCACCUCGUCAUCGUAAGGUCGUCAUCGUUAGUAGACGCGCCGACUCCGUUGACAGUAGAUGCGUGAAUCAUCGGGCCGAGCUGAUGAUAAGAUAUCAAGUGAUCGCGCCGGCAAAUCGGCAGUGUACCCGUGAAUUUCGCGCAGUGAACAACGUUGCUCGUAUGAGACGGCUUUCGCGUUUUUGCCGGAGGUGCUUGCGUACCAAUGACCAGGAUUUUGUCACCUAGUCUCAUGGUAACUGAGGGAAAGAUAGAAUUCGAUGCGAUUAAAUGAAGUUUGAUAGCGAGUAAUACAUCUGAAUGUCCGUAUAUAAGUAAAUCCAUUCUGGCUUUACAAGUGCGAGCGUGAACAGUUGGUGAGCGUUCGCGCAACGACAUCGCUGAGAGUGCGCUGUAAAACUUUCUCGGGCGUUUGAGAAUUAGAGAAAGAACCGAGAGGUGCGUUCGCUGUGCGUGGUUUUCAUGAAUAAGCGUCGACAGAGGAUUGAACAUGCUGCACAAGCAUGGAAGCAAGUCGCACGGCGUCGUGCAUAAGGGCAGAGGCGCUUUCCUAAAAUCCAUGUCGGAGUUCCCGGUGGAGGGAGGCGAGAACGGCGACAUGCACACCGUCAUGGAGAACUUCCAGAAGAAGAACAACCUGGUGAGAGCGCACCACGGCGCACAUCAUCCGCAGGUCACCACCACGUCGUCGCAGAUGCUGACGACAAAUCAGAGCCAGCACCAGAGUAGUAGCAGCACUAGUACCAGUACCAGCAGUAGCAGCAGCAGCAGCAGCAGGGUGGCCAAGUCCUCGCAGAGGAUUCUCACCUCGUCCUCGUCGAGUGAGAUGAAGGCGAGCUCCAUGAAGAGCGAUCUGACGGAGCUUAAACGCGGCAUUUCGGAAAUGAAGAACAUAUCGACUAAUUUUUCACAACGGCUGCGUAGCAGCGUGGAGAACCUCGUGGACAGUGGACCGGAAGAGACCGAUCUCACAGAACCAUUGGUGACUUUUCCGGAUCCGGACACGCCGCCACCCGUCAGCGACGCUGUCGUGUUGGCAGGCGGCUCUCCGUCCCAGUUGAGUUCCUUGAACUCGCUGAACAAUCUUCAUCACAGCAUAAGUCCGCCGAUAAACAUACCGAACAUUGCGAACUUACCUGCCGGUCAGGAAACUAUGAAGUUCGAACAAAAGAAAAUGACCAGCGCGUCGAAAACAAAGGUCGUCACGGAUGGAUUUAGCGCCGAGAAGGCUACGGCGAACAGUGCCGAGAUGAAAGCUCUGCAAGCCGGCGACGUCUCGUACAAGGAGCAGAGCGCCGCGACGGCGGCGAGGGCGCGCGUCGAACUCGACGGCGUCUCGGCGGAGAAGAGCGUCGCUGCUGCGAGGGAGCAGAGAAGCUUGAAGGCUGGUGAUCUCUCGCAUCAGGAGAGUAACAACAUGGCAGCAUCCACGAUGAAACUUCAGAGCGACUCUUUUACCUCCGAAAAAAAAGCGAUGGCAGCGCAACAGCAACGACAGACCGUCACUUCGACCGGCAUCUUCAACCACGAGAAGCACAUGGCGUCGAGCUCGCAGUCGAGCAUCACGAUCGCGUCCAAGUCGGGCGUGAGCUCGUCCAAGUCGAUGAUCACCGCGGCGAGCGCAGUUAAUCAGCUGAUGAACGGCAUGCGGCCGCCAACGGCCGAGGACGAGCUGUUGUCCUUACCGUUGGACGACUUGGAUCUGCUGUGCUCCAAAUCGAAUCCGCAGGACGUGGACUGCGCGAUCGCCAAAUACAGCAGCCUACUCGACAGCUUCGUGGAGCGGCUGAAGGCGAGCGCCGACAAGAGCAGCGGCACUGGUAGCAAAGCGCCGCAGCUGUUGAACAGGGUGAAUGAGAUUAUCCGGAAGGCUUGGGCCGUGCCUACGCACGGCCACGAGCUGGGUUACACCCUGUGCAACACCCUGAGAACGCGCGGCGGCCUCGACCUCCUCAUGUCGAACUGCGUGGCGAACGAUCAGGAGCUUCAAUUCUCAUCGGCCCGAUUGCUGGAGCAAUGCCUGACCACCGAGAACCGCGCCCACGUGGUGGAGAACGGCCUGGAGAAGGUCGUGAACGUAGCGUGCGUAUGCACGAAGAACGCCAACUCGGUGGAUCACGCGCGCGUCGGCACCGGGAUACUCGAGCACCUGUUCAAACACAGCGAGGGCACCUGCAGCGACGUGAUCAGGCUGGGCGGCCUGGACGCGGUGCUGUUCGAGUGCCGGAAAAACGAUGUGGAGACCUUGCGCCAUUGCGCGGGCGCGCUGGCGAAUUUGUCACUUUACGGUGGGGCCGAGAAUCAGGAGGCGAUGAUCAAGCGCAAAGUGCCGAUGUGGUUGUUCCCACUUGCCUUCCACAACGACGACAACAUCAAGUACUACGCGUGCCUGGCGAUCGCCGUGCUGGUCGCCAAUAAGGAGAUCGAGGCGGCCGUCCUCAAGUCCGGCACCCUCGACCUCGUCGAGCCUUUUGUCACGUCGCACAAUCCCUACGAAUUCGCCAAAUCGAACCUAGCGCAUGCACACGGCCAGAGUAAGAACUGGCUGGAAAGGCUCGUGCCGGUCUUGAGCUCGAAGCGGGAGGAGGCUCGCAAUCUGGCGGCCUUCCACUUCUGCAUGGAGGCAGGCAUCAAGAAGCAACAGGGCAACACCGAUAUCUUCCGGACGAUCGGCGCGAUCGAACCGUUGAAGAAAGUAGCCAGUUGUCCGAACGCGAUCGCGUCCAAAUACGCUGCGCAAGCUUUAAGAUUGAUCGGCGAGGAAAUUCCACAUAAGCUCAGCCAACAAGUGCCCCUAUGGUCCACCGAAGACGUCCGAGAAUGGGUGAAGCAGAUCGGCUUCGCCGACGUAGCCCCGAACUUUGUGGAGAGUCGAGUGGAUGGCGACCUGCUGCUGCAGCUGACCGAGGAGAAUCUGCGCGAGGACAUCGGCCUGACCAACGGUAUCAUGCGCCGCAGAUUCGCCCGCGAGCUGCAGAACUUGAAGAAGAUGGCCGAUUACAGCAGCCGCGACACCGGUAACUUGAAUAGCUUCCUGCAAUCUAUCGGCCAAGAGUUCUCCAUUUACACUUACGGCAUGCUGAACGCCGGCGUGGACAAGGAUUCGAUACGCAAUCUCUCAGAGGAUCAGUUGCUGACCGAGUGCAGCAUCACCAACAGUAUCCAUCGGCUCAGGAUACUCGACGCCAUAAAGAAUAUGCAGCACAAUCAGUUCAGCUCGUGCGAGUACGAGUCGCCCGACAAGUCCCUCGACGUCUUCGUCAGUUACCGCAGGUCAAACGGCUCGCAACUGGCGAGUCUGUUGAAGGUACAUCUGCAGUUGCGCGGCUUCUCGGUGUUCAUCGACGUCGAGAGACUCGAGGCUGGCAAGUUCGAUAACAACCUGUUGCAGAGCAUCAGGCAAGCCAAACACUUUCUGCUUGUGCUCACGCCACAGGCUCUGGAGAGGUGUAUACAGGACAGCGAGUGCAAGGACUGGGUACACAGGGAGAUUGUUGCCGCGCUGCAAUCGCAAUGCAACAUUAUUCCAAUUAUCGACAAUUUUCAAUGGCCGGAACCUGAGGAACUUCCCGAAGAUAUGCGAGCGGUGUGCCAUUUCAACGGUGUCCGCUGGAUUCACGACUAUCAGGACGCUUGCGUAGACAAAUUAGAAAGGUUUAUGCGAGGCGAGAUACCUAUGAGAUCUGAUUUAUCCGGCGGAAUUCCGCGCAGCAUGGCUCCCAAGGACGUGACCCAGCCGAGCACACCCGGUAACACGAAUAUACGACAGCCGCCUAAUUAUCAGCGAAUGCACAGCAACGAAAGCAGGGGCAGCGACAAGGAUUCCACGGGCGGACGAGACUGACUAGAUGGCCCGCCCACAGCCAUAUCGAGCAGACUUAGAAAGUCGUCGAGUCCAUCCCGUUGGUUGAUGGGCCUGCCACCCACGUCGCCGCGUUUCAAGUUCAUGUACACGCAUCCGGUAAGUGCCAGCAGCAAUUUUGCGGUGCCUCGCAGGCCACCGCGGCAACCACCUUCACCGUCGACGCGAUCCCGUUCGCUGGAAUUACUGGACCAACAGGACCAGGAGCGGAAGUCGGUCUCAUCCGCGAUCGUCCAACGGC
Messenger RNA from Solenopsis invicta (red fire ant), 5898 nucleotides. RefSeq names its product NAD(+) hydrolase sarm1 (gene Sarm). Gene Ontology annotation, cellular component: dendrite. Gene Ontology annotation, biological process: signal transduction; negative regulation of MyD88-independent toll-like receptor signaling pathway; response to axon injury. Gene Ontology annotation, molecular function: NAD+ nucleosidase activity; protein binding; signaling adaptor activity. Lineage: Eukaryota; Metazoa; Arthropoda; Insecta; Hymenoptera; Formicidae. The coding region runs from base 2286 to 5639 and encodes 1117 amino acids. The record is from RefSeq and is a predicted model, not a curated record. The transcript has 11 exons.